AUGAAGUUCCAGGCCUCCUUUGUUACGCUUCUGGUCGUUGUCAGCGCCGCCAUCUCGGUCGCCGACGCCAAGACCCCCGCCACGGCCAAUAAGCGCCCUUCCAACCUCAACCGUCGCGAUGAGGCUGCUACUCUCCAGAAGCGUGGCAGUCUGAGCGGCUUCGCCGGCCGCUUCUUCCGCCGCGACGGUGGCGGCGCUUACGACGGCGCUGCUAACCAGGACGCCGACGCUAGCACUGGCGACAUCUCGAAUCCCAACGCGGCCAACAACGACGGCACCACCAAGGAGGACUACAGUGACAAGCCCAAGAAGAACGGCCAGGGUUCGUCAGGCCAAGAUGGUUCUAAGCGAGAGGGUUACGCCGACGAUUCGGCUAACGAUGCGGAUGCCAAGCCUCAGCAGCCUGGGGCCGAACAGCCCGAACAGCCCGAACAGCCCGAACAGCCCGAACAGCCAGAACAGCCCGAACAGCCUGAGCAGCCUGAGCAGCCUGAGGACGACAACUCGAAGCAGCAGAGUAACAACACUCCUCAGCAGCCUGGCGUGGACGGAACGCAGCAGGAGGGCUAUGGGGACAACGGCUCGGUGCCGCCCCAACCUCAACAGCCUCCAUUCGACCAGCCUCAACAGCUCCCGGGUGACCAGCCUCAGCAGCCUCAGGAUCAGGGUCAGAAGCAGAAGGAGGACGAGGUCCGUCAGAAGGAGCAGGAGAAGGAGCAGAAACGCCAGCAGAAAGAGCAAGAGCGUCAGCAGAAGGAACAGCAAAAGCAACAGGAGAACGAGCAGAAGCGUCAGCAAAAGGAGCAGGAGCGUCAGCAAAAGGAACAGCAACGCCAGCAACAGGAGCAGCAGAAGCAGCAGCAGGGCCAGCCUCAGCCUCAGCAGCCUCAGCAACCCGAUCAGGGGCAGCCCGAGCAGCCCGACACCGAGGAGCUGCAGCCUGUUAACUCUGGCGACACCAACCAGCCGAUCACUCCUGACGAGUUGGAGCAGAGCCCCAUCCCCGUCAACAAUGUUCAGGAUGCUCCGGCCUUGGACAAUUGCCCCAAGCUGCCCAAGAAGGGCGGUGGUGAGGCUGACACUGCUCCAUGCUUCGCCAAGGAGGCGACGCGCAAGGACAUAUGCUCGGCGUUGAAGCAGUUCGCUGUCGACACCGUGAAGCUCGGCUGCUCGGACGACGAGUGCAGCGAGGACGCCAAGGACUUCUCGAACCAUGCCUGCAACAAGAAGAAGCAGUGCGACUUUGGCUGGGACAACAGCUGUGACUUCUACCUCCACAUGGGCUUCAGCAACGUGCGCAAGUUUGGUUGUGGUGCAGCUGGCGCUCAGCAGCAGCCUCAACCCGAUUUGCAGGGUGGUGACGACGACACCGAGCAGCAGCAGCCUCAGCCUCAGCAGCCCGGCUCGCAGGUUGACACUGACAGCCCCAACAAGCCUGGUUGGACCAUUGACGGACCAAAGCAGCCGUGGACUCAGCCUGACUCACAGGGCGGCGGCAAAAACAGCCCUCAGCCUGGCAGCGACUACGGUGACGAGGACUGCGAGGAAAGCGAGGACCAGGGUGCCGAUCAGAACGGUCCUUACGGUGGCAAGCUCAAGGGUGACGACACUGAGGAUUCUCCUUACGGCGGCAAGCCCCCUGGCGAUAACGACGCCGAGGCUUCUCCUUACGGUGGAAAGCCGACUGGCGACGACGACAGUGAAGCUUCUCCUUACGGCAGCAAGCCCAAAGAUGACGACGCCGAGACCUCUCCUUACGGUGGCAGCCCCGACAGCGACGACAAGUCCAACGGCGACGCUGACAAGGCAGCUCCUUACAACGCUGGCGCUAACGGCGAUGCUGACAAGAAGCCCGAGGACUGCGAGAAGGACAAGAAGAAGGAAGGUGACGACACUAGCGACGACACUGCUGGCGACGACGACGAAGACGCCGACAAGUCGGAUGACAAGACUGCUGACGAGAUCACUGACGACAAGACCACUGUCGGUCAGAAGAAGGCCGACGGCCAGACAGCUGGCACUGACGACAAGUCGGACGACCAACCGGACGACUCCAACUUGCAGUAA
Messenger RNA from Sporisorium graminicola, 2067 nucleotides. RefSeq lists its product as uncharacterized. Lineage: Eukaryota; Fungi; Basidiomycota; Ustilaginomycetes; Ustilaginales; Ustilaginaceae. Bases 1 to 2067 code for a protein of 688 amino acids. The record is from RefSeq and is a predicted model, not a curated record. The transcript has a single exon.